This is a messenger RNA of Harpegnathos saltator (Jerdon's jumping ant), 3989 nucleotides long. RefSeq names its product DENN domain-containing protein 1A. Gene Ontology annotation, cellular component: cytosol; intracellular membrane-bounded organelle. Gene Ontology annotation, biological process: endocytosis; endocytic recycling. The coding region runs from base 326 to 3127 and encodes 933 amino acids. Gene Ontology annotation, molecular function: guanyl-nucleotide exchange factor activity; phosphatidylinositol phosphate binding. The record is from RefSeq and is a predicted model, not a curated record. NCBI's taxonomy places the organism in Eukaryota, Metazoa, Arthropoda, Insecta, Hymenoptera, Formicidae. The transcript has 15 exons.
UAUGUGACCUAUGUUCGCGUUCCGAUUUAUUCCAAUCUCAACAAGAAACAUGAGUGAUCGUGGUAGACACCGUGCGUAAUAGUUACUGAUUCGUAUUUUAAUCUUACACGGUAGACUGUGAUUUUUCAUAUCUCAAUACGAAAGGAAAGGUAGAACAAACGCAUCUGUUAACGCCACAACUGGUGAACACGAUUGAUUAUCUGCAGCAUGUGGCCACGAUGUUUUUAAAGUUCUUAUGAAUAGAAUAUAUUACUGUCAUCAUGUAGUACGAUGACGUAUAGAUGUCAAGAUCAUACAAAGUACUUAUUUUUUUUUAGCUAUUAUCAUGGGAUCUAGAUUACGAGAAAAUGUUAAACAACUCUUUGAGUGCUUCUGCGAGGUAGCGGCACCAGUAGGGGAAAAGCCAGCUUGGAUACUUCAAAAAUAUCCAAAUUCUUUUUUGGAUGAGGAAAUACUUAAAUCUGUUCCUAAAUUUGCAUACCCUUGCGAAGUUGAAAAUUUGUUGGUACAACACUUUUCUUUUGUACUCACAAGUAUAGAUUCAAAAUGGACCUUUGGAUUUUGCCGUCAUGAUCCUAAGACAGAUACAGCUUUAGUAGUUCUGAGUGCACUACCAUGGCAUGAAACAUUUUACAAGUUAUUAAAUCAUAUUGCAUCCUUGACCAGCAAUGCCAGUGGAGAAGAUCUGUGGAAAUUUCUUGAAAAUCUAUAUACUUGUGGAGUUCCAAUUCCUGGAAAUUCCAUAUCUAUACCUUUACCAAAUUCUACAGUGAAUUUUAUUUGUCAAAGCCCAAAACAAUUUCAACUUCCUAGUAUUCCAGAAAAUAGAAACUUGACUGAAUAUUAUAGUGCUGUCGAUUCGCAUAAUAUGAUGAUGGUAUUUGCAUCUAUGUUGUAUGAACGCCGCAUCAUUUUUACCUCGAAACGUCUGUCGAGAUUGAGUGCAUGUGUACAAGCAUGCAAUGCUUUAAUUUAUCCAAUGAUAUGGCAGCAUAUAUACAUCCCUGUAUUACCUUUAUCAUUAAUAGAUUAUUUAUUAGCGCCUAUGCCAUUUUUGAUUGGAGUACCCACGGGAACACUUCAGAAAGUGCGCAAGAGCGACUUGGGAGAAGUUGUUAUUUUGGAUGCUGAUAAUAAUACAAUCGAAUCACCCUUCCAAGAUCUAGAGUCUUUACCUCAGGAUGUAGUGACAAACUUGAAAAAAGCGUUACGUAAUAGACCUGCGCUCCUUGGAGACGGUGUGUCAAGAGCAUUUUUGCGCUCAUUAGUACAGUUAACAGCAGGCUAUAGGGAAGCAUUAACUUUGCAGCAGGGUGAGCGUAUUACAUUCAAUCAAAAUGCAUUUGUUGAAAGCAGACCAUCUUCUAUGCAACCAUUUCUACGGAAGAUGUUGGAGUUGCAAAUUUUUCAACAGUUUAUAGAAGAAAGAUUAAACAUGCUUAAUUCAGGACUUGGAUUUUCGGACGAGUUCGAAAUGGAAGCCUGCAGUUAUUCGGCCAAAUCGAGUAGUAAAUUCAUGCAACAAUAUAGGGAAUGGACUUAUACUAUGAGAAAAGAAAGUUCUGCAUUUUUCCGCAGCGUAAAAGAUAAGGCCAAUCCGGCAGUAAAAUACGCAGUUAAAUCAGUUAAGGAUAAGGGGAAAGACAUGAAAACAGCAUAUAAAGGACUAAAGUGGAAAGGUCGGUCUAAUAGAAGUGAGACAAGUAUGAGAUUUCACCAACCACGAUCAGCUCCCAGUUCACCUACAUUAGAUAGAAGACCUAUGGGAUUCACAUCUCCGCCGAAAUCUCCAAAUGGAUUAUCGGCAACGACUAGCUAUCGGAAAGAAUUGCGUUUGAGAAAUAACAAUUUUCCCGAUACAAGUAGAAAACAAUAUUCACCGUUAAGCCCUAGUUCUCCUGAGGACUCUGAAUCUCCUCCAGAACGCCUGAACAUAGACCUUAUGCAUGAACUUCGGGAUGUGAUAUUUCCAAAUACACCGCCUGUUGAUAGAACGUUGAAACCAGUACGCAGUUUAGACAGCUUGAGACCUGCAUGGAGUGGGCAUUUACGGCACGGCCCUCCACCUAGUAUUGUCAUUACAAAUCCAUGCGAAGUUUCCUCAACAAAGCCAAUUUUAUCCUCCUUUCGUCCUCUUCCUCCAGACAACUCGAUCAAACGAUCGAAUACGACACCUGAUACAAGUGCAACAGCAAAGACAUUUCCUUUCAGUUCGUUAACUACAAAAUCAAACAAAACUGUGAAAGAAGUGGACAAAGCGUCCCUUCUACCCGCAUCAUCCACACCGUACAAUCAAAUCGCUGAUCCAAAUAAAUUUUUGCACGAAAUACAUGUACAUAAUGACUUAAUGAAAACUGUCGCUAUCUCGCAAUCGUGUAUUCGUGAAAAAGAGAACGCUGAGUCCGAGGAAGAGAUCUCUUCAAAAAAUGAGAAAUCUAAUUCCAAAGAUACUCUCACAAAUACAGACUCGACAACCACAGAUAUAUGGGACAAUAGUGAGCCUUUCGAUAAAACUUUCAAAACAUCAAACUUUCUUCACGAAGUGAAUGAAAACGAUCCUUUUGACACGAGUAAAGUGUUCAUGCCUACUUAUUUGCAAACACCACUCUUCAAAUCCACAAUCCCCUCGAUACCCGUUCAAUUUCAUCAUCCAUUACCACAUCCAUUCAAUACUGCAUCCUGCUCUGCACAUGCUAAGGAUUCUCCUGAUGUUCCAGAUUUAAUACGAUUAGAUUCGACAAAUAGCAGUGACGAUUUCGACCCGCUUCUAUCUAAAUCUUCCGAAUACACAAGCACAAGACAAAUGACUCAAUCGUUACAUUUACCCGAGAUGGGUGAAGGCCUUAGUAACCCAUUGUACCCAUACUUUCAACCGUUGCACAAAAAUAAUGAUAAACCGAAGACUUCCGAUAAUGCAGGCGAUAUGGAUUUAUUACAAGCAUAUGGUAUAGAUUUUAAUAAAUUUAGUUUAGCCAAUGGUGACUCAUCCACAAAGAAUAUUGCUACUACAUGUAAUCGAAGUGUACCAGACAACAGUAUUAAUAAUAUCGAUACGCUAGAUACAUUCAGCUUAACGCUGAAUGCACCUACCAUUAAGUCGCAAAAUAAUUGGACAAAAUUUGAGUAAAUUUUAAUAUAAAUUAUACAUAUCAUGGUUUGUAAAUACAUCAUUAGUAUUGUUUUGUUAUAUAUUCAAAUAUGAUUAUCAUCAAGUAUCUGCAUUAACGGUUAAAAAAUCAUCUUAGAAAUCAAAUAAUUGUCUUAAUAUGCGCACAGUCAUUUGCCAAAAGAAAAAAAAAGGAAGAAAUUGUAAACAGUAUAACUUUUAUAUACUCCUUCUGUACAUUUUUUGUAUUAGAAAUUAAUAAUAUUUGUUAUGUAUAUUUCGUUAAUAGAUUAAAAUGUUUGUAUUUUUAUUAAUCAUUGCAUAGCAUUAUGUCAGUAUGCAUUUUACUGAGGAACUUGUGCAGUGUGGAAUUAUCAUGUUAUUACAUAACUUUCAUUUGGCAACAGCAGCGUUAGAAAGGAUUCAUAGGAAUAAAUUAAAAAUAAAAGAAAGUCCGGAUAUAAUUAAAUAUUUUAAUGCUGGUAUACAUAUGAUUAAGAUCCAGCUCACGAAGAAUAUUGUAAUUAUCAGUAUAGAAAUAUCAAUAAUAUAUCGCGUAAUACUGUCACACUCUUACAAUCUCUAAAAUGUCAUUUGUAUAAUUUCACUUUAUGAUCUUUUUUAGCUUUGGCUAAAUUCUUAUAAAAUGCUCAAUCGAGUAUUACUUCAUAAACAUUUGUAGAUACCAAAUACCCCAUUUAGAAUAGUUAUUAAACUGUAAUGAAAGAGCGACUGCUGAUAGUCAAGGAAAGUAAAUUAAGUGAAACGAAUAUACCGUACAAUUUUAUAGGUUAGAUUAUUGUUAGAUAUUGAUUAUAUCAAUUUUAAUAACUGUUGCACAUUUACCGGCAAUGCUUUAUAAUAAAUUGAUGGAAAAAAAUAA